AUGCUGGUCUCAUCUUCUCAGCGCUUCCUGGUCCUGGCCUUCGUUGUUCGUCUCUGCGGAGCCGGUCCAACGCCUCAGCUGCAAUGGGAUCCAGACACAAUCUCCAGCUGUAUGGAAUGGUUCGACAAUGCCGGCGAAGACACUUGUGAAUAUAUCAGGGACAUGUUCAAAAUCAGCCCAGAGGACUUCCACACAUGGAAUCCAUCUGUCGGCUUAGACUGCAAGCCUUGGAAUUUUCAGUCAUAUUGUAUCCUGACCAAGGAGAGAUGGGCCUCUUUUACAAGCACCAAAAGUGUUUCCAUGUCAAAAACUACCUCCCCCUCCACCUCCACGAGUGUGUCUACUCACGUUCCUUCUCCGACGGCUUGGGAAGCUCUGGGCUGCUACACUGAUGAUGUCCCAGAUUUGCCAGUCCUAGAGUAUAAAUACUCCAAGGAUGGUGGCGAUCCGGCUCUCAAAAUCUCAAGCUGCCAGUCGACAUGCUGGGCCGCCUCUCGCAAACGCGACGUCCUCUAUGCUGGUGUCAAGGAAGGCAACCAAUGCUGGUGCGGUAGCUUCGUCGGAGGAGAGACGUCUCGAAAUCAGACUGAUUGCAACCUCCCAUGCAGCGGUGACAAGACGCAGAUCUGUGGCGGCAAGGGAUACAUUAAUGUCUUCGCUCCUAUAACCACUAGCCAGCCCAGCUUUCCUACCAUAACGAGUCCCAGUACCACAGCUACAACGGCGAAGAGUUCUUCUACUUUUACGAGUACAACGUCAACUGCUACAAGCACUCUGGGGGCCGUUGUCAACACAGCCACUCCUGACUCUGGAGCUAUUAGAUUUCGUCCCAUGUUUCAAGUAUUUAAUUAG
Messenger RNA from Trichoderma breve, 852 nucleotides. RefSeq names its product WSC domain-containing protein. The record is from RefSeq and is a predicted model, not a curated record. Gene Ontology annotation, cellular component: plasma membrane. The transcript has a single exon. Lineage: Eukaryota; Fungi; Ascomycota; Sordariomycetes; Hypocreales; Hypocreaceae. Bases 1 to 852 code for a protein of 283 amino acids.